Molecule: messenger RNA, 2878 nt
Organism: Notolabrus celidotus (New Zealand spotty)
Lineage: Eukaryota; Metazoa; Chordata; Actinopteri; Labriformes; Labridae
Gene: ankrd6a
Product: ankyrin repeat domain 6a
Exons: 17
Coding region: 594-2747 (717 amino acids)
Molecular function (GO): protein binding
Source: RefSeq, a predicted model, not a curated record
UCUCUCUCUCUCUCUCUCUCUCUCUCUCUCUCUCUCUCUCUCUCUCUCUCUCUCUCUCUUCUCUUGUGGUCCUAUCCAAGCCGGGUCAUGUGGUCUAGUCGGAUCCUCUGGACCUCUUCUCUGGCCUCAGCUCUCUGCAGCUCAGGGCGCUGUGAUAGUUGGUCUGGGGGUCCCUGGUUCUUGAUGUGCUCUCAUCUGUAUUUUGAGUAUGAAGGAGGUACUGACCGGGUUCUGCUCUCCAUGCAGGGUUUGGGGUCUUUCUCUGCACAUGUAGGGGGUUCUUACAGAACUUGGUGUGAGAGAUUCAACAAUGGUUUUGUCCCAUGUUGCUGCCAUAUGGAAGAUUUGGUUCCAGCAUGAACAGAGAAGUGCCAGAUUUGAAUGUGGAUGUCUAAUUUGAUGUUCCAUCUGAUUGGAUAAAAAGCUCUCCUGGAUUCUGGUCCCGCAGAUCUUUCACAGCCAUGAGGAAGCUUCCUGUGGAGCUGAUGUUGCGGCUCAGAGAGGAUCGAAGCUCUGCAGGCUGCACGGAGAAAGUGGAGUUCAAGACGCCUCGAGUCUGAGCGCUGCAGGGCCGCAACCAUCUGUCUGAAGUGAUGUGUGAGCAGGCUCUGGUCCACGUCCCCUCGUCCUCCUGCCCGGCUCGGGGUCACCUGACGGCCCUGCACCGAGCGGCCUCCGUGGGAAACAGUGACAGGAUGGCUGCUCUGAUUCAGGGAGGCUGUGCUGUGGACCUGCAGGACCGGGAUGGAAACACGGCGCUGCACGAGGUCUCCUGGCACGGGUUCUCUCACUGCGUCAAACUGCUGACUAAGGCCGGAGCUGACAUCCACGUCAGGAACAAGGCAGGUAACACAGCUCUUCACCUGGCGUGCCAGAACGCACACGCUCAGACCGCCCGCCUUCUGCUGCUGGAAGGAUCCAAACCAGACACCAAGAACAACAUGGGAGACACGUGUCUGCAUGUAGCAGCUCGGUACAACAACCUGACCCUGGUGAAGAUCCUGCUCAGCUCUCUGUGCUCUGUGACCGAGAGAAACCAGUCGGGGGACACAGCUCUGCAUGUGGCUGCAGCUCUGAACCACAAGAGGACAGUGGAGCUCUUACUGGAGGCAGGGACUGAUGGGAAAUUCAGGAACACUGCCGGUAAAACAGCUCUCGACAAAGCCAGAGACAACAACCACAAAGAUGUGGCGCUCCUCCUGGCCCGAGCUCCUCAGGUGCAUCGCUUCAUGAGAAAAACAAUCAAGAGAAGAAGAGAGAGACAGAAAGCUGAGAGGAGGACCCAGUCUGACCCAAGGGAGGAUACUCUACCACACAAAAAGAACAGCAGCUCAGGUUUCGAGGAAACCCGCUGCAGUGAACACAAUGCGGUCCAGGUGAGUCCUCACAAACACAAAAAACAGAGGCAGCGUAACCACAAGAUCCGGGCCUCCAUCAGCAACCCGUGCAGCCCCCAGCAGAGGAGGAGACGCCAGGCUCAGGCCGCGAACGGAGACGAGGAUCUUAGAAGAAGGAGGAAGGACUUCCGCAGUAAGAGAGACCGGCUCUGUGAAGAUGAUGAUGAAGAUGAAGACAGCCCUGCUCUGAAUGGAAAAACAUACCAGAUGUACACUCUGUAUCGGGACAAGGACGGGACCAUCAGACAGGCUCCAGCUGAUGGAUGUCACUGUGAGCCGCUGCUGCAGAAGCUGGAGGUCCAACUGAAAGCCACGCAGGAGGAGAUGAGGCUGCACAUCCUGAACAUCCAGGAGCAGGUCGGCUGCAGGCUGGGACAAAUGGACCGCAGGAACCGGCACCAGAUCAAAGUGUUGGACAUCCUGAAUCAAGAGAGAGCUGCAGCGGAGAGGAGGAGCAUGAGUUACAGGAUCGAGCAGAGAGUCGCUCAGGGGAGAGAGGAGACGCUGAUGACACAGGCAGCAGUGAGUCACGAGCUGAAGAGGUGGUGUCUGUCUCAGCUGAAAGACAGAGAGGUCCAAAUCCCUGCCAAAACCAAGUACUACAAACUCCUCCCCUCGCCGUCCGUGGAGCAGUGCGUGGGCGACACUGAGCUGGAGUCCCUCCCCCUGCUGUCCGUCAGAUCCGGAGACAGCAGCACGUCGCUGGCUACCUACGUCAACAUCCUGCCGUCCAAGUCCUCCCACAGUCUGGAGGUCCUGGAGCAGGACCAGAACGGGAGCGGGACGUACUUUGAAAUGAAGGUGGACAGGUCACCAGAUGAUUACGAGAACACAGCCCUGUUUCCUCUGCCUGCCCAGAGCAGCUCCGGCCUCCUGCUGGGCUCUGUGGACCCCCUCUGGCAGCCUCCGGGAAUGCAUGCGGAAGGCUUCUCCACCAGCAGCACGAGCUGGUCCAGCAUAAGCGACCAGGCACCCAGACUGAUCCAGCAUCAGGAUCAAAGCUUCGAUAGGAGCCACUUUGCAGAGCUGAUGAGUGCCCGCAGGCGGACAGGGCUCCACGCUGAGGGAACCAGGACACUGGAGUUCUUCAUCGACCAUCCUGCAGAGCCCACGUUCAUCCAGGAGAGGAACAACCUGCACGCCAAGGAGGUGACGCAGCGUUUCUUCGAGACCGUGUCGGUCCAGCUGGAGCGUUGGUACGAGCGGAAGAUCGAGGAGGUUGAGCAGCAGACGGAGCGCCGGUCCGAGCACGACAGGAAGGAGCUGCAGCAGCGAAUCAGCGUGCUGGAGGAGGAGCUUCAGAGGCUGAGGACCAAUGAGAGCGAAGAGUCAUUAACGCAGCCUGAAUGAAACCUUCAUUAUCUUUAAAGUUUUUCACUUUGAUUGAAAAAUUAUUCAUAAACAAACUUUUACUCACAGACGUGUUUUAUUUAUACAAACUGAAUUAUUGUAAUAAAGUGUUGAAAAGGUUAAAUACGUGA